GCAUGCGCAGUGCCCCCCCCCCGCCGCUCCCAAGAUGGCGCCGCGGCAGUGACGGGACGGAGCGGGGGGGAGCAGCGGCGGCGGCGGCUUCCCGGUGGAGCGCGGCCUCGGCGCCCCGCGGCACGAUGAUCCCGAGCGAGGAGGUGUCGGCCCGCAGGAGGGAGAUCGAGGGCAAGCUCAAGCAGGAAGAAGAAACUCUGUCCUUUAUCAAAGAGAGUCUUGAGAAGAGUGACCAGCUCACGAAGAACAUGGUUUCUAUCCUAUCCUCCUUUGAAAGCCGUUUGAUGAAACUGGAGAACUCGAUCAUCCCUGUCCAUAAACAGACAGAGAACCUGCAGCGCUUGCAGGAGAACGUGGAGAAGACCUUGUCCUGCUUGGAUCAUGUCAUCAGUUACUACCACGUGGCUAAAGACACGGAGAAGAUCAUAAAGGAAGGCCCCACCGGGAGGCUGGAGGAAUACUUGAAUUGCAUGGACAAAAUCCAGAAGGCAGUGGAAUACUUCCAGGACAACAGUCCGGACAGCCCAGAGCUGAACCGUGUGAAAUCCCUUUUUGAGAGGGGGAAAGAGUCCUUGGAGUCGGAGUUCCGCAGCUUGAUGACACGGCACACCAAGCCAGUCCCACCCAUCCUCAUCCUGGACCUGAUCAGCGGAGAUGAUGAAAUGGAGACACAGGAGGAGAUGUCGCUGGAGCACCUUCCGGAGAGCGUCCUGCACGAUAUCAUCCGCAUUUCUGGCUGGCUGGUGGAAAACGGCAGGAACCAAGAUUUCAUGACAGUGUACUUCCAAAUCCGCUCUGUCCAGCUUGACCGCUCCAUCAAGGGGCUGAAAGACCAUUUUCGUAAGAACAGCUCCUCCACGGGGGUGCCGUAUUCCCCUGCCAUUCAGAACAAGAGGAAGGACACCCCCACCAAAAAGCCAGUCAAGAGACCAGUCCUCAUCCCAGGCACGAUCCGUAAGGCUCAGAACCUUCUGAAACAGUACUCUCAGCAUGGUCUAGAUGGGAAAAAGGGGGCCUCUAACCUCAUUCCUAUGGAAGGUCAUGAGCAUGAUUUACGAGUUAAACAUCUUUCCGAUACCCUGAGCGACAAGCAUGGGCCGGCUGCUGGGAGGGAUGAUGUGUUCGACAUCGAGAUUGACGCCUACAUUCACUGUGUGAGUGCCUUUGUCAAACUGGCCCAGAGCGAAUACCAGCUCCUGACAGAAAUCGUCCCGGAGCACCACCAGAAGAAGACUUUUGAUUCCCUCAUCCAGGAGUCGCUGGAUAACUUGAUCAUGGAGGGGGAUAACAUUGUCUCGGCAGCCCGGAAAGCCAUCAUCCGCCACGACUAUUCGGCGGUGCUCACAAUCUUCCCCAUCCUCAAGCACCUCAAGCAGAUGAAGCCAGAAUUUGACCAGGUCUUGCAGGGAACUGCGGCAGGCACAAAGAACAAAUUGCCAGGGUUGAUCACUUCCAUGGAAACUACAGGUGCAAAGGCAUUGGAAGAGUUUGCUGACAACAUUAAGAAUGAUCCAGACAAGGAAUAUAACAUGCCAAAAGACGGGACAGUUCACGAACUCACCAGCAAUGCCAUCCUUUUCCUACAGCAGUUGUUGGAUUUCCAGGAGACUGCAGGUGCCAUGCUGGCAUCUCAAGAGACCAGCUCUUCAGCUAGUAGUUACAGCUCGGAGUUUAGCAGACGGCUGCUGAGCACCUACAUCUGCAAAGUAUUGGGCAACUUGCAGCUUAACCUUCUUAGUAAAUCCAAGGUUUAUGAAGACCCGGCUUUGAGCGCCAUUUUUCUGCACAACAACUACAACUACAUUCUGAAGUCUCUGGAGAAGUCUGAGCUGAUCCAGUUGGUAGCCGUGACACAGAAGACAGCUGAGAGGUCUUACCGGGAGCUCAUUGAACAGCAGAUCCAGACCUACCAGCGCAGCUGGUUGAAGGUGACAGAUUACAUCCUGGAGAGAAAUCUGCCCGUCUUUCAACCAGGAGUGAAGCUCAAGGAUAAGGAGAGGCAGAUGAUUAAGGAGCGCUUUAAGGGUUUUAAUGAUGGGCUGGAGGAGCUAUGUAAGAUCCAGAAGGCCUGGGCAAUUCCAGACAUGGAGCAACGGGACAAAAUUCGCCGGGCGCAGAAAACCAUUGUGAAAGAGACCUACGGUGCCUUCCUGAACAGAUAUGGCAACGUGCCCUUCACCAAGAACCCUGAGAAGUACAUCAAGUACCAGGUCGACCAAGUGGGAGAGAUGAUCGAAAAGCUGUUUGACACAUCAGCGUAAAUCCGCAGCCCUCUUGUACUCUCCAGCUGCCAAGUACAAGUCAAUGUUCUCUCAGCAACUUUUGUGACUCCCCUCCCUCCUCCCCUGCCCCGUUGUGGCGGGCAGGGCGUUAUACUUGUAUUUAUCAGAUUUAUAAACCCAUGGAAACACUA
Cygnus atratus (black swan) is the source of this 2413-nucleotide messenger RNA. RefSeq names its product exocyst complex component 7 (gene EXOC7). Gene Ontology annotation, biological process: exocytosis. NCBI's taxonomy places the organism in Eukaryota, Metazoa, Chordata, Aves, Anseriformes, Anatidae. Gene Ontology annotation, cellular component: exocyst. The record is from RefSeq and is a predicted model, not a curated record. Gene Ontology annotation, molecular function: phosphatidylinositol-4,5-bisphosphate binding. Bases 3 to 2261 code for a protein of 752 amino acids. The transcript is spliced from 21 exons.